Messenger RNA from Drosophila virilis, 1170 nucleotides. RefSeq names its product Odorant-binding protein 19c (gene Obp19c). The record is from RefSeq and is a predicted model, not a curated record. Gene Ontology annotation, biological process: sensory perception of smell. Gene Ontology annotation, molecular function: odorant binding. Lineage: Eukaryota; Metazoa; Arthropoda; Insecta; Diptera; Drosophilidae.
AAUUGCAAAUAAACGUUACACACACGCACACAUGCAUGCACGUGUAUAUUCGUAACUUUGCACAUGUAUUCGCAUAGAAACACGUUUACAUGCAAAUGCAGUUAUUUGUGGUUAAUGUGCGUGUUUUUAAUUUGUUUAUUUGUGAUUUGUGAUGUGUGUGGAAUGAGAAUGGCAAUGACAACGAUGCAUCUUGAACUUGAGCCACGCCCGCAUUUGUGGCGUCAGCGCAAUUUGGGCAUAAACGUGCUGAAGGUUAUUCGUCUAAAAGAGCUCCAUAUAAAAGCCCGUGCAGACAUAUUGGCAGCCACAGAUGAGCCCCAAGAUGAUGUUGUACAAUACGCUGCUCUUGUUAUUUGCAUUGAUCGGCUGCAGCUGGCAGCAGUGCGUCCAAGCGCAGGCGCAAACGCCGGGCUUCGAUCUGAGUCGUUUGUUUGGUGCGCGCAGCAAUGAGCCCCUCUCCAAGCUGCUCGAUCGCAAUUUGCCGGAGGUGCAGCAGAUGAUUGAUCACACCAAAAAGAGCUGCCUGAAGCAGCUGCAGAUGUCGUCGCCGCAGCGCUCGUUAAUCCGUGAGCCGCGCCCCACCGAGCAGGAGAAGUGCCUGGUCGAGUGCGUUCUCAAGGGCAUUCAAAUUAUGGACAGCAGCAGCAACAAGCUAAACUUGCGCCGCGUCCAGGAGCUGACCAGCCAGGUCACCGAUGACAACAAGCUGGCCGUCACGCUGAGCUGCAGCCUGGCACAGAGCUGUAAUCGGGCCGUCAGCGCCCAGGAUCCCUGCGAGGCGGCACAUCAGCUGAACCAGUGCAUCGGCCGGCAAAUGCUGCGCAACGGCGUCAAGCUGAGCUGGUGACCAGUGUUGCCAAAUGACGCGACAAAAAAAAAAAAAAAAAAACUAGCCAAAAAUAGCUAAAAACAAUAGCUGAAUCAGCUUUCUGGGCACACAGACGUAUGUACAUCCCAUGUUUACUAUAAAUGGGAUAUGCGAAAAAGAAUAUAAUAUAUAUAUACGUAUAUAUAUAAUGUAUAUUUACUAAUUCGCAUAUUCCACUUCAUCUAAGAUAUAUACAUGUUUAUAUAUCCUAAUCAAAUAAUUAAAAAAUUUCAACUCGAAAUUAUAUAUACAUACCAUAUUAACUAGAAAUCGGAUAUACGAAAAAGAAUAUAUUAUAAAUA